GCUGCUGCUGCUGCUCCCCGCCUCUCAUUGUCAGGAGGAGCCCCAGCACUGCAGCCCUGCGAGCGGGCCGGAUCCAAGCGGGCCGCCGCCGCCGCCGCGCAUCGCGGAGUGGGGGCCCCCGGGGGUCUCCGCUGCCGCAGCCUGAGGCGACGAAACCCCGGGCUGCAGCUGCUGCAACUGCAACUGCUGCUGGUUGGUGGCGCGGCUGCUACCGCCGCCUUCGCCGCUCCUCGAGAAAGUCCUUGGCGGACUUGGAUCCUUCGAUUCCCGGCUAAGUUCCUUAGGGGAAGGAAAAAGGUGGCGGAUUCGGCGGGGAGAAGAAGGAGAUUAGGAAAGCUGAGCCAUUCACAUCUACAUCACUCGGUGGAACAAGCUUUUUUUGCUGAUCAGACAGCCCCUUCGCGCAAGCCAGCCAAUAAACAGGGAUGUCUCCCGUUAACUAUGGUUUCCUGUUUCAUAUGAGCUGGGAAACGAUGGUUACUCCACUUCCAAACAAGCCAGAAUAGUGCUGGUCAUCUUCCCAAGGAACUUAAUGAAACAAGUAGAAGAAUAAAGAGCUAUAAAAAUCCAAUUCCUCACUCCCAUUUGGAAAAAAAAAAUCUGAAAGCAGAGGGGUAGAACAAACAUGGCGGACUAUUCAGCUUAUAAAGAGACGUCGAAUCGUCACUUACGUUUCAAGCUCCAGAGUCUCGGCCGCCGUCUCGAUGAAUUAGAGGAAGCGACGAAAAACCUCCAGAAAGCUGAGGAUGAGUUGCUGGACUUGCAGGACAAAGUUAUCCAGGCAGAAGGCAGCAACUCAAGCAUGCUGGCCGAUGUGGAAGUUUUGCGCAAAAGAGUCUUGAAAAUUGAAGGGAAGGAUGAGGAGAUCAGGAAAGCGGAAGAGCUUUGCCAGCUGAUGAAGGAGAAACUGGAGGAGGAGGAAAGUCUCACUCGGGAGCUGAAAUCCGAAAUCGAGCGUCUUCAGAAGCGAAUGGCAGAGCUGGAGAAGCUGGAGGAAGCUUUUGGCAGAAGUAAGAAUGACUGUACUCAGCUCUGCCUCAGCCUCAACGAGGAGAAAAACUUGACGAAGAAAAUAUCGACGGAACUGGAAGUUCUUAGGGCAAAAGUGAAAGAACUUGAGCAAUCUGAAGAUAGGCUGGAUAAAACUGAGCAGAGCUUAGUGAGUGAACUGGAAAAGCUUAAGUCGCUAGCUCUCACGUUCGUUAACGAAAAGAAACACUUCACUGAGAAGGAGAAGCAGAAUGAGAAAAUAAUACAAGAGCUGACACAAAAGCUUGAGCAAAAUAAUAAACUGAACCGGGCAGAUCAAACGCGAAACACAUCUAACCUGCUGGAAAGAUCAUCCAAUAGUAUUCUGGACAGAAACGACCUGAGGAUUGAAGUUGACUUGACAACUUCGGCGCUGUCCUCAAAGGAAACAAGGAGAAAAGGGAGUUUGGAAUACCUAAAGCUUGUGGAAAACGAAACUCGGAACAAAUCAGAAAAUCAGAAGAAUAAGAAUCAAGAAGACAACAAAGUGAAGGACCUCAACCAAGAAAUUGAGAAGCUAAAGACUCAAAUCAAACACUUCGAGUCUUUAGAAGAGGAGCUCAAAACCCUGAGAGCGAAGAAUAAUGACCUGCACGAUAGCUACUUGAGCGAGCAAAACAAAAACAAGCUCCUCAUAGGCCAGCUUGAAGAAAUAAAGGCGCAGAUGAAGAAGCAGAAAGAGCUGGAGAACGGUGAGGCAGAAACAGAGGAAAUUAACUUACCCAGCCGAAUGAAGCACGACAGGCCCAAACACAGGGCUGUCACAGCGGAGUCAGCUGUUUCUAAGCAUAAGUCUCGGGAAGUUUCUCCUCAGCACAGGCGGGGGAGAAUACGCAACCGAGAAUUCUCAUUUAAUAGCGAGAGCCAAGGCGGCAAGAGGGUCACAAGCCCUAACCUGAAUAGCAGGAGAGCAGCCAAAGCAUCGAGCACAUCGGCGUUAUUGGACACCUUAGCAACUGAUGCUAAACGGACAGAAGACAAAUCCACGCUGGGCACGCACUUUUCCUCGCAGAAAGACAGUGGAAACCCACCGGCGGAAGUAAAGAAAUCUAGAGAGCAGCCAUCUGUGCUUAGUCGUUACCCACCUGCAGCACAGGAGCACAAGUCUUGGAAAGCCUCUUCGAAACCCAAGAACGAGAGUGCGUUGAGGAGCAAAGUGGAAAAAACCUCCCAAUCACCAAACGACGCUCAUCACUGUAAGUCUGACGAACUUGAAGAGAAGCCCAGCAAAACGGAAACCUCCACAUCGCCUUCUGAAAAGGGAAUUAAGAUUCACGUUGCAGAACAACCCGCUCUUUCGACAGAGACUCGCAUCUCAAAAACACACCGUGGGGCCUCCAAUGAAGCUGCUUUGUCCUAUAGGAAUUACCUCUCUACGGAAACGUUAGCUGCUGAACCUACCACCUCAAAGAUGGAAACCGCUUUGGUCUCAUCUCGCAGGCAGCACUUGGAAGAGAGCUCUCCGAAGGCAGUCAACUCCCAGGAAAGAGAACCUCCGCACGAAAUGGUAAAGCCCUCACCUUUAGCAAAAUCUUGGCUCAUUUCAAGAAGUCAGGAAGAUAUCUUGCAGAGUCCCUCAGAUCCUCAGAAGGAAGAAAUGGAUCAGACCGCUGCCUCAGCCGCAAACUCUAACAACGGGGGCCUAAAACCCACUUCUGCAAGGGCCAGAGCUAUCAACAUCAACAGCCAUGAAAAAUUCAGCACCAGUGAAGAGACAAGUAAAAUGGCAACCGCUUCUGCUAUUGCUGACAUAGGGCUGAAAAGGGAACCUGCAUCUAGAGAGUUCGCAAGCUCCAAGAGGGGUAUUCGAACAUCUCCUUUUGAAAACGAUAAAAGUACUAGCAGCGAGGAAGAACUCAGCAGGUCCUCCAGGGCUUCUUCAGCCACUGCCCUUACAGGGACGAAAUCGAGAAGGCAGUUCAGUCCCAGAGAAGCACUGAGGUCUAAAGCCGUCAUCAAGCCUGCGAUUGUGGAAAAGGACGUGAAGGAAAUCAUGGGUGGCACAGGGCCAGACGCCAGCUCUGAAAAGCAGCAGCCUGUCUUUAAGACGGUGUCGCACAAAAUGACGAGCAGCAUCACCAUUUACCCAUCUGAGCCUGUGACUCAAAGGACCAGCGCGAGCGAUGCCGCGAAAGAGCAGCAGCACAUAUCUGCCAGCAACAUCCGAGUGCUUCCGAAUGAGCUUUCGCUGGGGACAAACGCGACUGGCACACCUUACGAGAUACCGAUUAACAAGAGCAAUAUAACCCUGAAGUUACCCGAGGCUGAGAAGAACGGGGACCCUGCUCCUAGGAGCAGGGUGGAAACGGUUGUCUCGAAAAGCAGCAUCACGAUAAAACCUUCUGAAUUCGGUGAGAAGAACAGCGAGCCGCCCAUGGAGACAAUCAACUGGAAGAGCCACGGGGCUUCAGAGGCCAACUCACCCGACACCAAACACGUCACGGUGAGAAGUGCGUGGCGAACGCGGCGGGGCUUGCAAUCUUCGGAGGACUCUGCGACGAAGGCGGUUGCAAAUGCAACCCCUCGAAAUCCAUAUAGGUCAUCUACGGACCCCCACAAACCAGAAGGGACUAGUGCACGCAUAUAUGCAAUUGAGCAGAAUUCCAGGAGGGCUAGCGCUGGUAUAAACUCUUGGAAUGCUGUGGAAUUAGACUCUAGAAGGACCAAAAGUAGCUUAACUGCAUCCGAGAUGCUUGGCCAGCGGAGCUGCAUUAGUGAUCCUGCGACUGCUUCCCCUUGGAGCUGCACAGUAUUACCGGAGGAAAACAAAGAUUUUGUUCCCAGUUCCAGAAGAAAACCGUUUGGCUCCUCUGAGCAGCUUGCCCGGGCUGAGACACCGAGGAAGAGGCCAGACGCCAGGCUGGAGGCGACACGCCAGCUGUCGGACAGCAAGGCUGAGGAGCGGAGGCGUUGGACCAAAGGCUGCUCAGAAGACAACUGAGCCUGUUGAUGUUGAGGGUCUUUCCCCCUCCAGUUGCAUGACCUCCAGAAGCUGAGCUUCAUUCUUCAUCCCUACACUGGUCUCUUCCCUGCAGCCAGUCCAACACAGGGACAUGUACAGUGCCUGACUUUUAACCCCUUCAGUGCUCAAGGUCCUUUCUGCCCACUAGCCUUGGGUGGAUUUUAUUUUUUUAUUUUUUAAAAGGUGGCUUUGUGUUUUCCUUCUCCUCCCUGGAGGAGGCCGCAGACACUUCGCUCAGGGGAAUCCCACUCUGAAAUCUUAUUGAGCUUGAAUCAAUGGUAACCUAUGGCUGGUGAAUGGCUCUGCAUCUCUCUAGGAGGUACCCAAUAACUUUGGAUCAGGUUGGACAAACCUUUGAGGCGAACAGCCUUGACCUCUGCCAUCUGCCGCCCUUUUUCCUGGAGAAGCAAGAGGUGUGUUUUUGUGUGUGCGGGUGGGUGUUGGUAACCACUGCAAGAAGCGAGAACUGCCCCAGACACACCUGCUUGCCGGAUCUCAAGAGCCCAGAACGGCACGUUGAGAAUUUCCAUUCCUUGCCGGAUUUUUGCUGUUCCAUCUUCUGAAAGAAGUUUACAUUGAAGCUGGUUUCCGUGUGCCGCAAGUACUCUCCGAGAUGCCGCUCCGGAAAGGAUGGUGCGGGGAGGGGAAUGACGCAGUUCCAGGAACCCCACUCCAAGGCCAUUGCUUCCCACCAGCCAUAGCUCUCUCGCAGCAUACCUGCACUGCAGUGGCUUGGCCAUUUGCAAGUACUUCUGCCUGAGCCUGACACAUAAGCAAUAAGCAUGACAUCCAAGAUUUUCGCCCAUCUCCCGCUCUGCAGGCUGGGUGCUAAGGAAGCAGCCCCUUCCCUCCCCAAACGCUUGAGUUCUUGCCUUCGCUUCCUUCCUCACCCGCAAGCCUCGCAGGAUCCAAACUCUGGCUAGACUCAAAUCAGGCGGAGCAAGAAACCUCACCGACACCCCAAGCCCAAUGUCAUCCCAGCCAAAGGAGGCGGAGUGCUCCGUGGGGCCUUGCUUGCUUGGAAGAGCCUGUGGCGCAUUACUUGAACUAACAGCCUGAGGCCUCAGUGUGGGCUGCACCACACCUCAGGACUGGGGCAGCCACUGGGCAUUUGGCACAGCCUGCUCAGAGAAGUGGGGAAGAAGAGGCUCCUUUGUUCAGCACCUCAACAUAUCUGGGGAGGUGGUGUUAUUCCUUUAUUUCUGCUACCUCACUCUUCACUUGCAUGGGCAAAGGGACCAGCAGAGACUCAUCCAGAGACACAGCGAUUGCGCUCUUCUGCACCCGAGUCAGCAGACAGAACGUUGGACCCCACCAGUGCCACGGCAGCUGCUCACCUUGGCCUAGUCUUCUCAGUCUUCCCCCAUGCAUUUGGCACAUAAGGCUUAGAUGCUGCUGUAAACGUAAGUGUUUUGUACCCACCUCCCCUGCCAGGCCUUUCUAGGUAUCCAUUUCGUGGCAGAUCGGACAGCACUGUUCCCACGAGGAACAGUGCCCCCGCCACUCUCCCUCCAAGCAGAGGUAAUCCAUUCAGACUUAAGAAGGAGGCAGCUCAGUUUCACUCCCCAUGAAAAGGAAUUGGGAACAAAACAAUGUUUUAAAAGUUAGAUAGAGUUUAAUGUGCAUUAGCAAUGCAUCGCCACAUGGGUUUGGUGCAUGAAGUGCACUCAUUCUGCCCGGAGUUCACACAUGCACAGUUAGGUGAGGCCUACGACUCUGUUGAAAAGCCAAGAGCAUCAGGCUAGGCUUCCAGGGUUUCAGAUGGAAAACCUGGCUUAGGAAAAAAACACCCCAAAUUCGCCACUUUGCCUUUUUAAAAAAAACACACACACAUUGUGAACCUUUAGAAAUAACUGAGGUUUGCUGUGGUUCCUACUCUAUCCUUUACCCGACAGUUUUUAAUUCAGCCAAAGGUUUUAAAAAACGUUAUUUUAACUGAUUCAGAUGUGAGAGGCACAGAAUGCGGACAAUGGUGCCAUUUAUCGGACCAAGUGGUUAAGCUUCAGGAGGAUCUUGAAGCAUGAGUGUUCUAAGAAUAAGUUUACAUGCCCCUGGUUUUGGCUAGCAAUGCUAUAAAAGGCACCAUUGUUCCCUACUGAUUUCUCACAGAGGUGGGCAGAAGGGUGUGCACCAUCUUUUAAAAAUAAUUAUUACCCGAACUGUGCUAACAAAAGUUAACUUCUGCAACUUGUAUGCAUCAUUCACAUUUUCACGUGCUCUCCCGCUGGUCAGUGGACUGGGGGAGACACAGAAGCCAAACAAUGAGAUCAUCUCAAGUAUUGCCCACGCUCUUUCACGCAUAUUUUCAGUGUUGAGUCUAGAACCUUGUGUUUCAUGCUCCCGUCUCUUUGUGAUGUAAUCACAGCAUAUCCGUGGUCCCACUUUCAUUCACCAAUUACAGGCCUCUCACUGGGGGGCCAUUUCACAGAUUUUAGCUUGCUUCCAUUGAUGGGUAGUCUGUUUACAUAAAGGUCUCAGCAAUAACUGAUCUGUAAGCAGCCAUUUUGAACUGGCGCACCCCUGUUAUGCUCAGAUGGUGCCUGUCUAGCGUUCAACAGGGGGCUGUGAUUUAAUCCAAAGUAGGAUGGUGAUUGUUUUUGCUAAAAAAAUUUUUAAAGCCAUGUCGUAGUUGAUUCAAGAAAGCACUUUAGCACCUGAAAAGUUUGAUUCAACGCUGAUGUUGGAUCUCAGCCUACUUGAAAAUUAAAGCAAGCCACCAACCAACGGGGAGGGGGGUGUUGCUAUCUGAGCCAUUUGUUUGGCUGGGUCAUAAAUGCUUAGAAUUUCCUGUGACGUGCACCAGCUCCAAGACCACUAGUUCAUAAAGUGAUAAAAUAGCCCCUUACUGAAACUUAUUUAUAUGAAAAUAAGUUCCUCUUGGACUUGUUUGUCUGUAAUUAUACUUGGGAAUGCAGCCUUAAUGGACAUUUCCCUUCCUCUGCAUGAUGAAAUCGGAGCCAUUUUCAUUGUGCCUGUUCAAAGCAGUGACACUUUCGAGUGCCCUUAGAAUGCCCUGCCUGAUUUUCUGGUGCAAAAGAAGCCCCACCAUGCAUACGACAACCCAGGUAAUUUCCCCCCCUGUUGGAAAGCUGGCUUGUCCACAUUCAACACUGCAAACUUCUCACAGGAUCUGGAAAAUGCUCCACCCCCUCUGAGCACUCCAUUUACCAUAAGAGCUAGAGAUUCACUUGAAUUUGAAACUAUUUUCUGCAUGACUAAUGCGUUCACAAAUUUAACCAUACACACACUGGCGCAAAAGAUCGUUCUGAACGCUUUCUCCAGGACUGAGUGCUCAGGGUCAGAAAGCUAGGUAUCUGGGUCCAAGUAAAAGUCGCCCAAGAAUAAAGGGUUUGGCAUUUGAGCCAUACACAGAAGGAUGAGGGCAAGUGUCCUUGUUCCUAGGCUGAUAGCACCUCUGAAAGCUGUACUGAUACCUUUCCCUUGCCAAGUGGACAUAGCAAAGUCCUCUUCAUCUUUGCUGGGGAAGAAAUGACCCAGUGGCAGUCCAGAUUUUUACAAAAAGGGAAAACUUAAAAGGAACCAGUUAUCUGUGUCUUAGGCCUUUGUUCCCUAGAUGGGGAGCGUUGUGAGCCCUCCAGCUAGAGUUUGACCACCAUCCUGGGUGUGGCUGAUGGGGAAUUGCGAGUCAACUAUUGCUGGAAGGCCACAGGUUCCACAUUCCUAGAACAUACUUGAGCAGCUGGGAAGAGGAAGAAUACAAGCCCCCCCCCUUCAGAUUAGAUAGGAAGCUUUUAUAACCGUAACACCUGGCCUUGCUUAACCAAGGAAUCUGCCUCAGCUUCAGCAAUAGGGCUUGAUGGAUGAGGUUGCUGCCUCCUUUCUGAAGGCACGUUAUGGAUCCCCCACCUACCCGUAAAAGAGAAAUGAAAUUGUCCUGAGUUAUUUUAGCUAGUUUAUUGCUUCAGAGCAGAGGACACCCCUCCCCCCUUUUUAUGUUUUUCAGGCCUGGGGUCUGUUGAUAGUCUUACAUUUCACUAAGCAUAAGGAAUGAAUGUAAAUAUCCGUUACAGUAUCGGUUGGGGGUUAUUUUAUUGAUGGCCCCAUAAAAAAAGGAUGACAAAACCCUAAGGAGACCUUAACCCUGAGUGCAAUAGGAGCUGAUUGUAUUAUUGAACUAGCAGUGGUGAGUUCAGGAAACAAGAGACUGUUUGGCUCAAGUUGCACACUUAAAAAAUAAACAGCUGUAAAGUGUAUUUGUAAAUAUUUGCCAGCAUUUUGGCAAGUUAAUUUUUGUUUUAACUGUAGCAUAUAAAUACAGUAGGAAUCCCCCAGGGACUUUCUAAUGCUGAAAAUUUGUGUGUAAAAAAAAACAAAACAAAAAACAAUUCCAGUGUUGUAAUUAUAUGUGCUGCAUGUGAUUAUUCCUUUUUAUGUCGAGAAACAAAAAAAAAAAAAAGCAACUUCUUCCAACUGGAGGUCAGAAUUGCCCUCAUGUACAGCCCGCACAAUGUUGCAUAGCCUAGUAAGAUCUGCUCCUUCACCUCCCUUCAUUGCAAAAAGCAGAACCGCUUCUCCGAUGAAAAGCCAGAGAGAGACCAUAGCUCAGUGGUAGAGCAGAUGAUUUGCAUGCAGACAGUCCUGGAUUCACAAGGCCUUGAAAGAGAGCCAGUCCACUGACAAUACUUGGGUAGGCCAGCCCAGUGUAGGGUAACGCCAUACUUCCUCAGGCCAUUAGUGCAUCUCUGGUUUUACGACAAGAUGUCAAGAGUGCCAAGAACCUAGAGUUUUAGCCAUAGAUUUGUCAGAAGGGACCCAUACGUAUGCAAGCAGCCAGGACAUUUAUUGUCUCACAGGCUUUUUGGAAUUGACAUUUCCCCUUCUCAAAAUGUGUAUAUGAGAUGAGAGAGGCUUACAUGAUGCCACCCCUCUACCCUGGGCAUCAGUGGAAGACAACCCCACAAAAGAUCUUGCUGCUUCAGUUGAAACCCCAACUUUAUAUCCAAAGAGGGAUAAAGUGGUGAAGGUACUGCAGUGCAGGGCCCACAUCCUUCCUCCCCUUUCUCUUUCCUCUUGGCUAGAGACCAAAGGAUUUGCUCAACCUUUCUGUGGCUGUUGGGAGUACAGUCUACUCCUUCCACGUCUGCACAAGGGGGAAGGCACGCCGGUCUUCCUGCCAUUUAUAAACACUUGAGAAUCCUUCAGAUUGUGUGGAAUGUAUUUUUAAGAGAUGAAAAUAUAUUUUUUCUACUUGCUAAUGUUAAGACUGGGUGGAAAGGGAUUGUCGAAUCCUGACAUGGUGUGCUUGCAGGCAGAUGAGCAUCUCCUGCCUUAACAUUCCCUCGCUUUCAGGUUAAGAGAAAGCAAGUGCAAUUUUUAGCAAAAUGUGUUCAGAGAUCCUCAUUUGCCAGCCCUCCAGAACCCAGGAAGCUACCAGCACUGUCCCAAUCACUCCACUCCUGACUCAAAAGGAAGCACUGUGGUGCUAGUAUGUUCAGCUGGGGAAAGGCCCUGCUCUUUCACCUCCCAAACCUGCCUGCACAUGGGACAGCAGGUGGUGCUAGCCUGCUAGUCACAGAGCAACAAGUCUGCAUGCUAUGUUUAAAUGCAAACAUUUGUCCGCAUGUUAUCUUCUGACUAAUGCUGUCUGUUCUACAGUACUUAAUCAAUAAAACUAUUUGUAUGUUA
Molecule: messenger RNA, 9637 nt
Organism: Podarcis muralis (Common wall lizard)
Lineage: Eukaryota; Metazoa; Chordata; Lepidosauria; Squamata; Lacertidae
Source: RefSeq, a predicted model, not a curated record